AUGCCGGCGGCUGCCAUUUCCCUUUUCCCUUGUAUCUCCUCCGCAUCACCCCUGCCUCCCUCAGCAUCCUCGCACAUGCAGAAGGCACUCGGCGGACUUUGCUCUGUGUCACCCAGACGUGGCAGUAGUGCAGCUGCCGCCACCUUACAUCGUACCACCCCUGCGCAGAGCCAGAGAGACGACAACAACGCCGACGACAGUGGCCGGCACUACGAUGGGGAGUACGACCGACUGAUCUUCUCUCCCAUCCAUCCGAACCGCGCCGCUUUUACUGCUGCUCCAGGCUCACUGUUGUCACACAAUUUAGUGCAUCACUACUCGGAGUCGCUCCCGCUGAGUAACGCAAGACACAGUCCACCAUCACGAGGCUUGAUUACCGCCUCGCAGGCCGCCGCGGCGCUAGAUCGCCUUCCAGAGCUCCCCACCUCUCAGCGGAGGCAAGCGGCAUCGUCGGCGGUCACGGCCCUCAUCGCUGGUCGAGAAGCCGCAGCCUCAACUUUGUCAUCGACGUCGUGUCGACCCUGCAGCAAAACGCCUCCUGCAGUGUCAACUGAUGCACUGCCCCUUCAGCCGGAGGCGUGGUGGUCGACGCUGGAUGGAACGUUCUCUGCCACCAACACGCUCCUCGGUGAUGAGUCGCAGCAGCUCUACCACAUCGCAGAGACACCAGCGCCGGCCCCUUCGCAUCCUUUCCUCACCCCCAGCCUGAACAGCACGCUGGGUCGAGCGGACCGCGCUGCCAUUGUGCUGUCCACGCAUCUUUCUCGUCACACUAACUUGGCACCGGGGGGAUCGGUUGCAACAGGAGUCUUGAGAGCCAAGGACGGCGACGCUGAUGCGAGUGUGAGCAGCGCUGACAGAACCAUCAAAGACGAUGAGGCGACGGCAGCUGCUGUCGCUGCCGUCGCGAUGCGGCUGUCGUGCGCCACCGCGGGAGGUUCGCUUAGUGGAGGUCUCAGCGGGGCUGCGAACACGAUGCUUUCCAACGCAUCGCGUGGCAGCGGCGGGCAGAACACGCUUCAGGGACUGCGUGAAACGUUGCGGCGUACACAGUCAUCACCAGUGGAGCUAGAGAUUCCUGCUCCUAAUAUCGCACCGCACUGCUUGGACAUGUCGGAGGAAGGCUAUGGGUCGCUUUCUUCCUCCAACAAGCAAAGCAAGCCGGCGCCGUCACGGACCACUGGCACCUCGCGUACACAUCGGUGGAUUUCCGAGGGCGUUGCUCCCCCGCACGGCUCUCAAGACGGUGGCACCGGAAUCAUCAAGAGAGGUGGCGGCACGCAGCGUAUCCGCGACCCAGCGGUGCACCUCUACGCCCAGAAUGCACCUCGUGCACCCGCACCGGUGAUGCCUCUGCUGCCGGCGUCGCGUGCAUUUUUGCCGUCAGAACUGCUUCCUGGUGGCACCGCUGGGGACCGAGCGGGCAAGGUGAUGCGGGGCCUGCAUCAAGCACCCUCUGCCAUCGGUAGCAGAAUGCACAACACCGAAACGCCCUUCGUGGGCUCUACAGCCGACCCAAACGCUGCAACUCGGGAAGGGGCAGGCAUACACACUGACGACAAGGACGGCCGUAUGAAUGCCGCAUCACAUGCGCUACCUCCUCCAUUGCACCGGCACCGCGUCGCCGUCGCUGUCACUGCUGCUAAGCCGGCGCUGACGCUUCCAUGGGAGCGGGACCGCCUCACGCUGGAGGCGAUGGAGAGACGGUACGGAGCGCAGAGUGCUGUACACACGCUUCGACGGCGCCGCCGCUACCAUGGCUACCGUCGUUCCGAGGUGCCGCCAGCCGCGGAUCGCCGGCCACGCGGCAGCCACGCCGAGACUCUGGCUCUCUUGACGUCUCCAGUCGCCUCCUCAGUACCCACCUCAGACUUCUCUGCCGCCUCGCUAACUAGCUCCAUAUUCAUUCGAGAACUUGGAGAAGUUGAGGCGGCGCGUCAAAUGCUCGAGAAGCAUCGGUGGAGACUGGCCACGCCACGCGAGGCGGUGAGCAGCGCAUCCGACGAUGUUGCGCAACGAUCGCGAUCGCCGAGUCGUCACGGCACCAGUGGCACUCAAGCCCAUCUACCGCACGGCAUGACGGGCAGGGAGGCGACGGCAAAGGCGUACCGGCAAGAGCAGCUGCGACUGUACGUGAGUCACCUCACCACGCCCUCCACGCUACCUACGGAUGGGUCUGUGGCAGUAGAGCAGGGCCAGCUGGAUGCAGGCAGGCCCCUCCGGGGCACAGAGCACCACACAGCCGGCGCCAGUGCGAAUGAUGCACUCCUUGCGUGCGCACCUGGCGGCGAUGCCGCCUCGAGCACGAGGAGAAGCCGUGCUGGUGCUGCAACCUUCGGUGCGAGUAACACUGCGGCCACAGUUGCAAAGGCAACUGCGUCAAAGCUCACCGCAGUGGCCACCUCCGGCCGCAAUGCGCUUGAUCGUGCUCUGCAGGCCAGAGCGGCACUUCUGCGCAGGCAUGCUCAAGACCAAUCGACGUGGAAGCGACAGCUGCACCAGGUGCGUCAAUGGUGCGACCGCACACAUGUGAUGGUGCGCUUCGACAAUGGUGUCUGCGCGGAGCAGAUGGCCGCAGCCCCGUUGCACCGAACUGUUGCGCGGCAGCACCAACGACAAGAUCGCCAGGAAACAACGGAGGUGAGUCACCGCCCGAGUUCGGGGGACGCGCACGUGGGCGCAGGCAUCUUUGUUACGAAAAUGAGCGAUGACGCUGCGGGGCAGCACUUUGUCUAUGUGGACGACCCUAUAAGAGCCCACGAUGCUGUGAUGCAGCAGCUGGCGGAGGAGGACAACGAGGUGCAGCGGCAGAACGAGCUACAGCGGUGCCGAGAACGACGACACGCACCUUCGCUCGAGUGGUGCAUAGGCGACUCCCAUGCUAGUCCGUCGGCGCCACCUAUGCAGAGCGUUGGAUCUGGCAGAGCAGCGGCGCAAGCGAUAUCCUCCUCUUCGCUAAGCCAUCGCUCAGAGAAUCAUGAUGCGACACGGACGCAGUUUUCAGGUGCAGUGGAUGCAGGCUGGGAUCUCUUGAAGUCUAUGCCGCUGCUGAUCGGACUGGACACGAACCCGGCACCGCUGCAGGUAGGUCAGCGAAGCGUCCAGUUUGUCAUUUCAGCAACGGACGAGCUGGCUGCGAAAGGGACAAGCUCGAUGUUGCUCAGCCAGGCGUCGCCGUUAUCGAUCCGUCCGCCGCAGAUGUCGAUGCACACUGCUUUGUGCGCGCGUUUGCAGACGUGGGGCACAGACGUUGCAGACGAAGAGGAGGCUCUGAGCCGCGGAGGCAGCACCGCAAUAGACACCGCUGCUCUUCCACCAGCUGACGCUGCUAGCGCUGGCCUUAAUGCCUGCACAGCGCCACCUACGUGGCAAGGUGCACGGAAAGGCAGCGUGCCGUGUAGCAGACGCGCUACACGGCACGCUGACCUUUCCGAGAACUCUCCUGGCCGAUCGGCAAACGAGUCCAAGGGUGAGCCAGGAGAUUCGGCGCAGAAGAGAACCACACAACACGGUGCCACCCCCUCUCUCAUCCACCUGCAGCGAGCCUCGCUGAGCCAAAGCGUGCCGGCUAUUCUCACAAGGGUAGAGCGUGACCUCUUGAUCUUUGUGCUGACCUGUGCCAGCGGAGAUGGCGGUGUUGAACGCCUUGCGGCUCUGUUUUCGCUAUGCAGCGGUCGCCGUAUUGAUAACAGCGCUAUCGAGUGUCCCUCCGACAGCGCUGCUGGUGAAGGUCGAUCUCUAGCUACACCGCUGCCACCGGCGCUGGUUGCCUUGCUCACGAUGCUGGACCAAUCGCCUCAAACACCCAUUUGCGAUGGCACCGCUGUCGAGGCUGCCGCGGCUCAGGAGACGAGCAGCUCUGGCGCCACGGAGGCAAAGGAGCAGCAUGGGGUUGGCAGGGAGUCACCUCUGUCAAGCCCACGUGACCUCGAGGUGAAGAUCACCCAAGAAACUACUGAUGUCCGCGGAGACGCAUACGCUGUUGCAGGCUUCCCGAGUAUCGAUCACGAGUCUGGGAACGGAAAAGGGUCAGCGGCAACGACGCUCCCUACAGACCGCGCAUCAGCGGCGGCUCCGACCCCAGAGAAAACAGUGCCGCCGUGGAGCGCGUUGGUUACCUCGCUGCUCAGCGGCUACAAUAUAUUGGACCUUAGCUUCCUUCGACAGCUGCACCUGCUCCUGUGGCACUACGAGACGCAGGAAUAUAAGCGCGCGUGCAUCACGGUGGCAGAGACCUCGAACGAAGUUGUAGCACAAAGUGUGCUACCGCCGCCGCCGUCGACCACCAUGCCAUACCGAUCACAGAGAACACCACCCGCCGUGUUUCCCCUCUCGUUGCAACUUUCCACCUCGCAGGAGACAAGGAUGGCUUUUAGGACCAGUUUCAGACUCUCCGACAGCGGUCGCAGCACAUUGUCUACUGUGUUGGUGGACGCUGCGGACCUGCUCAACGCGAUCACAGCCACAACGUUGCUUCGCUGGCUGUGCGACGCCUGCCGCCAAAGCCCCACAAGCAGUUGGGCAGAGCUGGUGGAGCGGGUACCUGCAACGUGCGCACAGGAUUGGCAGAAUGCGCUCAUGCGAUGCAUCGAGGCCGCUUCCUCAGAAGUACAUCCUCCUCAAUGCGCCUCGUCGAAAGCCUCAUUGUGGUCAGACGAGUUGCGGCGAUUGAGCGCGCCUUUCCCCACCGGGCCAGCUGCCACCACGGCCCCUCCACCCUCCCCUCGUCAGCUCGAGUGCUUUGCGUUCGAUAGUGCAUCUGCACUUGAAAGUGUGAAGUGGCGACUGCGCCGGAUUCACGACGUGCUGCACCGCGCGAGUUUGCGUGCUGAACAGGAACGAAUCACUGCGAACACGGCCGCUGCUACUGACGCGACCGUUGGCGCCCUCUUCACCGCUGGCAGCACCUCCAACGCCGUGCCCGCGGCCUUUCCCUGUGUAGGUGACACGCCAUACCUUCCUGGGGUUGAGGCGCGCGCUCGCUACCCGCUGGAUAUGCGUAACCUAUACCUUCUGUCCGCACUGGCAGCUGAGGACAUAGACGCGCGCGUUGUGCCGCAACUGCGUGAGUCGAGGGUGCAGUACGCAGAUGCUCUGCAGGCGGCGACAGCCCCAGGGACGCUGGCCAGCGUGUCUGGCAGCUCGUCCGUGUCAAAAAUAUCUCCGUUGGCCUUCUCGAGGUCGGCGGCUUCGCUUCCUCUGGCGCUGCAGCAGCGCGUGCCACUUGAUCGCCUGUUCCAGAUCGAGCAGCGCUUCGUUCGCCUUCUAUCAGCACUGUGGAACGCAGAGCAGUCCAUUUUUGCCUUCAAUCGGCACGUGGCCCCAUUCAACGCCUUCACAGCGGCGGAGCAACGCUGUUGGGGGUCGCUCUACCGCAGCUCACUGAAGGUGGCCUACUUUGUCUGUGAGGAGCUGACAGAGAAGGGAAUGGAAAGUGUCUCGACAGAGCUGCUGCCGUUCGUGUCGAUUGUUGCCUCAUUCACCGGCUGCUGCGGCGGACAUCGCGAGCUCUUGUCAAAGCUGAAUGCAAUCAUGCUAGACCUAGCGGAGCGGGCGAAGAAGGUUCAGGUACCGCUGGAGUCUCUUUCGUGGCAAAAGAAACGGCCCCAGGUGCUUGCGGAGGCCAUCGCAGCCUCCAAGAUUGCGUGUCGACGUGCGGCGGCGGUGGUCUCAUGCCUCACGACCGAGGCGGACGUCGUAGGCCUCCCGCUGACGGAGCUGGCGAUGCCCGCGCUGCGCCUCAUACACGUCCUGCCGCUUUCUCAGUUACAAGAUAACGCGUGA
Messenger RNA from Leishmania braziliensis MHOM/BR/75/M2904, 5784 nucleotides. RefSeq lists its product as hypothetical. NCBI's taxonomy places the organism in Eukaryota, Euglenozoa, Kinetoplastea, Trypanosomatida, Trypanosomatidae. The transcript has a single exon. The coding region runs from base 1 to 5784 and encodes 1927 amino acids. The record is from RefSeq and is a predicted model, not a curated record.